Messenger RNA from Neohortaea acidophila, 1473 nucleotides. Its product is annotated as putative major facilitator superfamily transporter. The transcript is spliced from 4 exons. Gene Ontology annotation, molecular function: transmembrane transporter activity. The coding region runs from base 1 to 1473 and encodes 490 amino acids. Lineage: Eukaryota; Fungi; Ascomycota; Dothideomycetes; Mycosphaerellales; Teratosphaeriaceae. Gene Ontology annotation, biological process: transmembrane transport. The record is from RefSeq and is a predicted model, not a curated record.
AUGGAUGAACGCCAGCCUCUAUUAGACCCGCCACAUGAACGACAUGGGCGUGACCACAGCAACGGCAAAGACCACUUCGUUGAUUUCGAUCCUGAAGGUGACCAGGACAAUCCGCUGGAGUGGUCCAAGAGAUACCGAUGGUUCAUUGUGCUUCUGCUUGCUUUCAUGGCCAUGACAGUAACCUUCACAUGCAUAGGCAUCGUGCCCGUAGCCGGUGCGGUCGUCAAAGACCUCGAAGGUCAUAGAGACAAAUCUGCGAGUGUCCUACUCGUUACCAUAUGGGAGCUCGGCGAAGCAGCUGGGCCUUUGUUCAUCGCCCCGUUAUCGGAAAUAUUCGGGCGAUGGCCCACAUACAACGCGGCGAACGCCCUCUUCGUUGUUGGAAUCUUGAUUUCGGUGUUCAGCCAAAGCAUCGACCUCCUCAUCUUCUCGCGCUUUCUCACCGGCUGCGCUGUCGCCACCAACGUCCUCAACCCCGCGAUCGUCGGAGACAUGUUCCCUUCUGAGAACCGAGGCUCCGCCAUGGCCGCUAUGAUGCUGGCGCCUCUUAUCGGCGGAGCUAUGGGUCCAACAGUCGCUGGUGGACUGGCUCAAGCGACGGGGUGGCGGGAAGUACUAUGGCUGGCCAUCGGCCUGGCGGGUGUCUGCGAACUUGCCUUCAUCCUUUUCUUCCGCGAGACCUACAAGCCCACCAUCCUCCGACGUCGCGCCGCUCGGUUACGCCGGGAGACUGGAGAUGAUGGCUACAAGACCGCAUUCGACAGAGAAGGCACGGACAGCUCGACUAUGACGGUCCUCAAAGCCAUGGCGCGGCCUGCGAAGGUCAUCUACAGUUCUUCGCUGUUGCAGAUACUCUCCAUCUGGGGCGCUCUCGUGUUCGCGAUGUUCUACGUCUUUUCGACUUCGCUACCGGACAUGCUGCAAGACCUAUAUGACUUCAGCCCCGCGUUGACGGGUGUAUCGUUCUUGACGUUCAGCGCUGGGUCGAUAUGUGGCAUUGCAAUCUGCAAUUUCGUCUCCGAUUGGCUGUACAUCAAGCUUGAAAAGAAGCACGGCGGGCGCUCUUACCCCGAAGGCCGACUGCCGCUGUCCAUCUUAGGAGCCUUCUUUACCCCGCUGGUCAUGUUCCUGUACGGAUGGAGUGCAGAUCGGCACUGGCCGGUCUGGGUACUCCUGGUCUCGGUCGUGUUCGUCGGUCUGGUCGUGGUGACGAGCAUCGUGCCGAUGAUGACUUACAUUACCGACGCCUUCGGCCUCUACUCCGCCAGUGCGCUGACCGCCGUGUUGAUUCUCCGCUGUCUAGCAGGGUCUUUCUUGCCUCUGGCCAUGCCUCCCCUGACCAAUCUGGUUGGAAUCGGGUGGGGCUUCAGUAUUAUAGCCGCUACACUCCUGGCCACCGCCCCGAUUCCCGCACUUGUCAUGCGUUACGGUCCUCGCUGGAGGCAGCGCUCGAACUACACAAUGGAGCCAUGA